Messenger RNA from Ipomoea nil (Japanese morning glory), 3546 nucleotides. Its product is annotated as probable sucrose-phosphate synthase. The record is from RefSeq and is a predicted model, not a curated record. The transcript has 13 exons. Gene Ontology annotation, molecular function: sucrose-phosphate synthase activity; sucrose synthase activity. Gene Ontology annotation, biological process: sucrose metabolic process. NCBI's taxonomy places the organism in Eukaryota, Viridiplantae, Streptophyta, Magnoliopsida, Solanales, Convolvulaceae. The coding region runs from base 166 to 3306 and encodes 1046 amino acids.
GAAUAUACAACUCUCUCUCUCUCUCUCUUUCUCUCUGGUUUUCAGUGGCCUUAUCGCACCAUCUCCAUUCCUCUGCUGUAAAACUGAAAUUUGCAAUCAACAUAUACAAUAUUAUAUAUCUAUAUAUACAGACACAUCUGAAGGAGGAGUAAGGUGGUGGUGGAAAUGGCCGGAAAUGAUUGGAUAAACAGUUACUUGGAGGCGAUAUUGGAUGUCGGGCCGGGGAUCGACGACGCGAAGUCAUCGCUGCUACUGAGGGAGAGGGGCAGGUUCAGCCCCACCCGUUACUUCGUCGAGGAAGUCGUCUCCGGCUUUGAUGAGACCGAUCUUCACCGCUCUUGGGUCCGAGCACAAGCAACUCGGAGCCCCCAAGAGCGGAAUACAAGGCUGGAGAAUAUGUGCUGGCGGAUUUGGAAUUUGGCUCGCCAGAAAAAACAGCUUGAGGGAGAGCAAGCUCAGAGGCUGGCUAAGCGUCGUCAAGAACGUGAGAGGGGUCGCAGAGAGGCAGUAGCUGAUAUGUCAGAGGACCUAUCAGAAGGUGAGAAAGGGGAUGCAAUCAGUGAUAUUUCAGCCCAUGGUGAAAGCAUUAAAGGCCGAUUGCCUAGAAUUAGUUCUGUUGAGACAAUGGAAUCUUGGGCCAAUCAACAAAAGGGGAAGAAGUUGUAUAUUGUACUUAUAAGCUUACAUGGCUUAAUACGGGGUGAGAAUAUGGAGCUUGGGCGUGACUCAGAUACUGGUGGUCAGGUGAAGUAUGUUGUAGAACUUGCAAGAGCUCUAGGUUCAAUGCCGGGCGUAUAUAGGGUUGACCUGCUUACUAGACAAGUCUCAUCACCAGAAGUUGACUGGAGUUAUGGUGAACCCACAGAAAUGUUGACCCCGCUAAAUUCUGAAGGCUUGAUGACUGAGACGGGAGAGAGCAGUGGCGCUUAUAUAAUUCGUAUACCAUUUGGACCUAGAGAUAAAUAUAUUCCUAAAGAAGACCUGUGGCCUUACAUCCCUGAAUUUGUUGAUGGUGCUCUUAACCACAUUCUUCAAAUUUCAAAAGUUCUAGGGGAGCAAAUUGGUAGUGGGCGUGCUGUGUGGCCUGUUGCUAUACAUGGUCAUUAUGCAGAUGCUGGUGACUCUGCUGCUCUUCUGUCAGGUGCUUUAAAUGUACCAAUGCUUUUCACUGGUCACUCACUUGGACGAGAUAAGUUGGAACAACUGUUGAGACAAGGUCGAUUGUCAAAGGAUGAGAUAAAUUCAACCUAUAAAAUAAUGCGUAGGAUAGAGGCAGAGGAGUUAUCUCUUGAUGCUUCUGAAAUUGUCAUUACUAGCACAAGACAGGAGAUAGAUGAGCAGUGGCGUUUGUAUGAUGGGUUUGAUCCAAUACUAGAGCGUAAGCUUCGUGCUAGGAUCAAACGUAAUGUCAGCUGCUAUGGCAGGUUCAUGCCGCGCAUGGUUGUAAUUCCACCUGGGAUGGAGUUUCAUCAUAUUGUUCCGCAUGAAGGUGAUAUGGAUUUUGAAACAGAGGGAUCUGAAGAUGGAAAAUCCCCUGACCCACAUAUUUGGACAGAGAUAAUGCGCUUUUUUUCAAACCCAAGGAAGCCUAUGAUUCUUGCCCUUGCCAGGCCUGAUCCUAAAAAGAACCUCACUACUUUAGUGAAGGCAUUUGGUGAAUGUCGUCCAUUGAGGGAGCUUGCUAAUUUGACUCUAAUAAUGGGUAACCGUGACAACAUUGAUGAAAUGUCGAGCACCAAUGCAUCAGUUCUUCUUUCUAUACUGAAGAUGAUAGAUAAGUAUGACCUAUAUGGUCAAGUGGCUUAUCCUAAACAUCACAAGCAGUCUGAGGUUCCUGAUAUCUAUCGCCUUGCUGCAAAGACAAAGGGUGUUUUCAUCAAUCCAGCUUUUAUAGAGCCUUUUGGACUGACUUUGAUUGAGGCUGCAGCCCAUGGUCUCCCUAUUGUUGCCACAAAAAAUGGUGGGCCUGUUGAUAUACAUAGGGUUCUUGACAAUGGUCUCCUUGUUGAUCCCCAUGAUCAGCAUGCUAUAGCUGAUGCUCUUUUGAAACUGGUUGCAGACAAGCACCUGUGGGCUAAAUGCAGGGCAAAUGGAUUGAAAAACAUCCAUCUUUUCUCAUGGCCAGAGCAUUGUAAAACUUAUCUUUCUCGAAUAGCAGGUUGCAAGCCAAGGCAGCCAUGUUGGCUGAGAAAUGCUGAUGAUGAUGAAAACUCAGAAUCAGAGUCACCUAGUGAUUCCUUGAGGGAUAUACAGGAUAUAUCUUUGAAUUUAAAAUUUUCAUUGGAUGGUGAUAAAAAUGAGGAUUCUGAUAAUUUGUUCGACCCUGAUGAUCGAAAGAAUAAGUUGGAGAAUGCUGUCUUGGCUUGGUCCAAGGGUGUGAAGGGCACUCACAAAACUUCAAUUGAUAAAAUAGACCAGAGUUCUAGUGCUGGUAAGUUCCCAGCAUUGAGGAGAAGGAAGCAGAUAUUUGUUAUAGCAGUGGACUGUGAUGCCAGUACAGGUCUAUUUGAAAAUGUGAGAAAGAUCUUUGCAGCUGUGGAGGCGGAAAGGAUGGAAGGCUCCGUAGGGUUCAUAUUGGCCACUGCAUUCAAUAUAUCAGAAGUGCAUUCUUUUCUGAUUUCAGAGGGCAUGAAUCCUACUGAUUUUGAUGCUUUCAUUUGCAAUAGUGGUGGUGAUCUUUAUUAUUCAUCUUUCCAUUCUGAAGAUAAUCCUUUUGUAGUUGACUUGUACUACCAUUCCCACAUUGAAUACCGCUGGGGUGGAGAAGGGUUGAGAAAGACUUUAGUGCGUUGGGCAGCUUCUAUUUCUGAUAAGAAGGGUGAAAAAGAAGAGCACAUUGUUGAAGAUGAAAAGAAUUCAGCUGACUACUGCUAUACUUUUAAAGUUCACAAGUCUGGAGACCCCUCUGUUAAGGAGCUUAGGAAGUUGAUGAGAAUCCAGGCUCUCCGUUGUCAUGUCGUUUAUUGUCAAAAUGGCAGCAGGAUCAAUGUAAUUCCAGUGUUGUCCUCUCGUUCCCAAGCACUCAGGUACUUGUAUCUGCGGUGGGGUAUGGACUUGUCAAAGUUGGUGGUCUUUGUAGGCGAAAGCGGGGACACCGACUAUGAAGGAUUGCUUGGAGGUCUAAGGAAAGCUGUAAUACUGAAAGGAGUGUGCAGUGUUUCUAGCAGUCAACUUCUUUCGAAUAGGAAUUAUCCACUUACAGACGUCGUCCCUUACAACAGCCCCAACGUUAUCCAGACAACUGAAGAAUGCAGCAGCUCAGAACUCCGUGCUUCAUUGGAGAAGCUAGGUGUUCUCAAAGGAUAGAAUCCGCGGGAUAUUCUGUCCGGACCAGAGCUCGGAUGUUAUGAACAAGACGAAGUUAUUAGUUAUAGUCUUCUGGUUCUGGAGAUGUUACUCAAGUAAGAUUCAAAACUUUGUUGCUCGUUCUCAAAGACACACCUUAAUACUUGCUCUCAUUUGAUGCCUUCUUUGCAAUGCCUGUACAGUUGAAUUUGGUAUCUAUGUUGGAGGCAUGAUACAGUUUGAUAAUUCAGAAGAAAGUGA